CUCUCAGCAGCGCAGCCCAGAAGCAAUUCGCUGCAAAGGCAUUCCGAGGAUUCCUCCUCCUCCUGCCCCCCCUGUCCGACAGGUGUAGCCGGCUGCGCUCAGUCGGAGGCAUACGGGGGCGCGGCGGCUGAGAGAACGUCAUUCAUGCUCAUCUAUGGGUGAGUGUCUGCGGAAAGCUUGCCCGUGUCUGGACGCACUAUGGCUGAGGAUUUUCGGCGAAAAGCCUCCAGAAGGAGAAGGAGAAGGAGGAGGAAGCGGCGGCGGAGAGGAGGAGAGACCGAGACCGAGACCAGCCAGUCCGCCGCCGCCGCCGCCGCUGGAGAGAUGCUCCAUGUACACGGCGCUGUGGCCCUUUCAGUCCCGGCACGUGGACGAGCUGUCCUUCAAUGAGGGGGACCUGUUCAGUGUUGUCAGCCGCAGCGGGGACUGGUGGACCGCACGGAAAAUCGACAAGAACGGGUGCGUCCUGGACACCGGGAUCGUUCCCAAAAACUACCUGGAGCGGGCCGAGUCCCUACGAAACCAACCGUGGUAUUUUGGGACAAUGACCCGCCACGAGGCCCAAAGCCACCUGCUGGGAUCAGGAAACGAUCACGGAGCUUUCCUCAUCCGACGCAGCGCGAAAGAUGACAUUGGAUACGUUCUUUCACUGAGGUCGAGCAGUCGGGUGAAGCAUUUCAAGGUCCUCAAAGCAGAUGAGAGGAAUUUUUACGUGGAGCACGGCCACCAUUUCAGCUCUCUGAUCGACUUGGUGGAGUACUACCGCGCAAACAGCCUGAACAACACCAGCACGCUGGGAGUCUCCUGCAAGAGGAAAAAGCCCAGCACUCGGGACUUGAAUCCUUUUACGGUGGAUGAGUGGGAGCUCCCCAAACAGGAGUUCACCUUGGAGGAGGAGCUGGGCAGCGGCUACUUUGCUGACGUCUACCGGGGGCGCUGGAAGAACCACAUUAAUGUCGCCAUCAAGAUCAUCAAAAGUGAUUCAGAGUUGAACCACCGUGAAUUUCAGAGCGAAGUUCAGAUCCUAAAGCGUCUCCGCCAUCGUCACCUCAUCUCUCUGUUUGCCGUGUGCACGGCCUCGGCACCGUACUACAUCAUCACCGAGCUGAUGGAGAAAGGCAGCCUGCUCAGCUUCCUCAGAGGUCCAGAGGGGCCAGCCCAAGAUGUUGUAUCUCUCAUUGACAUGGCGGCCCAAGUGGCUGAUGGGAUGGCAUACCUGGAGGAGCAGAACAGCAUCCACAGAGAUCUGGCGGCUCGAAACGUUCUGGUGGGAGAGGACAACAUCUGUAAGGUGGCCGACUUUGGAUUGGCCAGAGUGAUCAAGGAGCCGUUCUACAUCACAGAAGAUAAAAAGAUUCCCUUCAAGUGGACCGCUCCUGAGGCCAUCAGCCAUGGGAAGUUCUCCAACAAGUCAGACGUCUGGUCUUUUGGUGUGUUGCUCUAUGAGAUUAUCACCUGUGGCGGUGCUCCUUACCCAGCCUUUAGCAACCAGGAAGUGUACCAGCAGGUUACCAACGGGUACAGGAUGCCAGCCCCGGCCAAAUGUUCCAACUCUCUCUACCAACUCAUGCUGAAAUGUUGGAGCUUAGAGCCCGACGACAGGCCAGACUUCAAGACUCUCAAGGCCAAACUGGACAGCAGCUCUUACGAGUUGGAGAGUGACUAAUUUCCUUUUUUGUCUGACUAAACAGAAAAAGCAGUCACAUUAGGGAGGCUGAAACCAGAGCAUGUUUGGCAUUUCGACAAGAGAAAAUUCAGUAAAAUUUACCUCAUUUUCCUAUGCUUAUGUGUGUACGUGACUGAGAACAACCAUCUUUGAAAUCGGUCCAGUAUUGAGUGAGAACACUGUGACAUCCAACCGGGCUGCAAUGUAAUCCUGUAGGUCAAUUUCUGUUUUUGCUGC
This is a messenger RNA of Perca flavescens (yellow perch), 1903 nucleotides long. RefSeq names its product PTK6 protein tyrosine kinase 6b (gene ptk6b). Gene Ontology annotation, biological process: protein phosphorylation. NCBI's taxonomy places the organism in Eukaryota, Metazoa, Chordata, Actinopteri, Perciformes, Percidae. The coding region runs from base 155 to 1666 and encodes 503 amino acids. The transcript is spliced from 8 exons. The record is from RefSeq and is a predicted model, not a curated record. Gene Ontology annotation, molecular function: protein tyrosine kinase activity; ATP binding; protein binding.